This is a messenger RNA of Caenorhabditis remanei, 957 nucleotides long. RefSeq lists its product as uncharacterized. Bases 1 to 957 code for a protein of 318 amino acids. The transcript is spliced from 9 exons. The record is from RefSeq and is a predicted model, not a curated record. Lineage: Eukaryota; Metazoa; Nematoda; Chromadorea; Rhabditida; Rhabditidae. Gene Ontology annotation, cellular component: transcription factor TFIIK complex; cytoplasm; nucleus. Gene Ontology annotation, biological process: positive regulation of transcription by RNA polymerase II; protein phosphorylation. Gene Ontology annotation, molecular function: ATP binding; cyclin-dependent protein serine/threonine kinase activity; RNA polymerase II CTD heptapeptide repeat kinase activity.
AUGUCUUCCGGUUACGAAUGUAUAAAGUUGCUUGGUGAAGGGCAAUAUUCCCACGUUUACAUGGCAAGACAUGUUGAGAGCAGCACAAUAGUUGCUUUGAAAAAGAUGAAACUGGAGCUCCGUAAGAUUGACAAUGAGAACAUUCUUCGGUCAGCACUUCAAGAGAUCCGAGUUCUCAAGACUACAGACCAUAAAAAUAUCAUUAAGUACUUUGGUAAAGUUCCCGACUGCACCGUUCCGGAGUUUGUAUUCGAAUACAUGGAUACGGAUCUCUUCAAUCUUAUCAAUAAGUGUUUGACUCCGUUCAGUCCUCAUGUUAGCAAGAACAUCAUAUCGCAACUCUUGAUUGGUGUCGAAUAUUUGCAUACAAACUUGAUUUUGCAUAGGGACUUGAAACCUGCCAAUUUGCUUCUGAACACUGCCGGACGUCUUAAGAUUGCGGAUUUCGGACUUUCUUGGUCGCAGAAUACAAGUCAGAAAACUCUUGCUUAUGAGGUUGUCACUCUCUGGUAUCGUGCUCCGGAACUACUCUUUCAUACUUCGUCAUAUAAAGGUGAAAUUGAUAUUUGGUCAAUUGGAUGUAUCUUGGCUGAAAUGAUAACCAAAAAACCAGUAUUUCCCGGUACGAGCGAAAAAGAUCAACUUCGGAGAAUAUUCAAUGUUCUCGGAGUUCCAACGACUGAGGCAUGGCCAACAAUGACUGAACUGAGAGGAUACAAAAAUAUCGUAACUGACACUCAACCACCUGGAUUGCCAUCCAUGUUCCCGAACGCCACUCUUGACGUCAUCAGUUUCCUUGAGAAGUGCUGGGUUAUGGAUCCAUCUCAGCGAGCAUCCUGCCAACAACUUCUCAAACAUGAAUACUUCACCACUUCCCCAUUGAGUUGUGCAGAUGAGAUUUUGGGCAGUCUUGUAGAUAGACUCAAAAAGGCAAAAUCUCAAGCCCCCACCAAAUAG